Molecule: messenger RNA, 2208 nt
Organism: Phyllostomus hastatus (greater spear-nosed bat)
Lineage: Eukaryota; Metazoa; Chordata; Mammalia; Chiroptera; Phyllostomidae
Gene: DNASE1
Product: deoxyribonuclease 1
Exons: 9
Coding region: 981-1835 (284 amino acids)
Biological process (GO): DNA catabolic process
Cellular component (GO): nucleus
Molecular function (GO): DNA nuclease activity
Source: RefSeq, a predicted model, not a curated record
CACCAAUCAGGGCUCUAUUGUUUUAAGCCACCAAGUUUAUGGUAAUGUAUUAUAGCAGCCACAAGAAAUGAAUAUAAAUGGGAAAACCAAGAAUUCCAAAAAGAAGUGACUGGACCCCAGGCCUGUCACAGGCCCUCGGUUGCUGCCCGUAUCCUUGUGACUCAGGUCACCUGGGCCUAGAAUGCACAGGCUCUCUUCCUACCCAGAGAAGGCUCUUCACUGCCUUGCUGACCACCAAGGUGGGCCCUGCAGUCCCCACCCAUUCCUGACACCCACGCCCUGCAGCUCCCAAUGCUACAUCGCACAUGUACAUCAUAGGGCCCCAGCUUCUAGCCACGUUGCCUGCAGCCCUCACGGCUGAGGGAUUAAGGAGCAGGGACUACUGGUAAGAGGCCUGGUGUGCUCCUGGGCCACAGAGCAGCCACCAUGGGCUCCACUUGCAGCCUGCGGCGUGGGGUAUCUGGCCUUGACGACUGGCUCCAAGGUCAUCUCAAGUCCUGCCAACCGGGGUAGCAGUCCUGCCCCCCAGAGCACACCUGCUCCCCAUCGCUGGGAGAGCAGCACAUGUGAAGGACACGCGCACCUUUGGACUUUUAUUAGACUUUCUAAAACUAAGAGCAAAUACCACUAGGUGCUUUUUAUAGCACCAAGAAACUGUGCCUGUUAAAAUAAACACAUGCCAGCCAUUUACCUGAGUGGGAAAGCCACACAGGCAGUGCCACUGUUCUGUGUCCUUGAGGUGAUGCCCCUGGAAAGGUCGCGGCUGCCUGGACCUUUAAAGCCCCGGGAGGAGCGAGCACUCCCGGCGUGGGGUUCAGCAGUGCAGCAGCUCGCACGCCUGUCAGCGUCGCGUCUCAGGAGACUCACCUUUGUAAGUUAUAUUUCUUAAAGCACCAAAAGGAGAAAAUUGGUAUCAAAGAAUAUCAACUCCUGGUUCUCAGGAGAAUUCUCAUCAUCUUUGGUGGAAGUCACCUCGCAGGAUGCAGGGUGUCAGGCUGACGGGGGUGCUGCUCACCCUCGCUGGCGUGCUGCACACAGCCCUGCCCCUGAGAGUAGCCGCCUUCAACAUCCAGUCUUUCGGGGAGACCAAGAUGUCCAAUGCCACCCUGUCCAGCUACAUCGUGCAGAUCCUGAGCCGCUAUGACAUCGUCCUGGUCCAGGAGGUCAGAGACCUACACCUGACAGCCGUGGGGAAGCUGCUGGACAGACUCAAUCAAGACAACCCUAACACCUACCACUACGUAGUCAGUGAGCCACUGGGCCGCAACAGCUAUAAGGAGCGCUACCUCUUCUUGUUCAGACCUGACCAGGUGACGGUGCUGGACUCCUACCAGUACGACGAUGGCUGUGAGCCCUGCGGGAACGACACCUUCAGCCGAGAGCCAACAGUUGUCAAGUUCUCCUCCCCACUCACCGAGGUCAAGGAGUUUGCCAUCAUCCCCCUGCAUGCGGCCCCACUGGAUGCAGUGGCCGAGAUCAACUCUCUCUACGAUGUCUACCUGGAUGUCCGCCAGAAGUGGGACAUGGAGGAUGUCAUGUUGAUGGGUGAUUUCAACGCGGGCUGCAGCUACGUGACCCCUUCGCACUGGGCAUCCAUCCGCCUGCGCACAAUCCCUACCUUCCAAUGGCUGAUUCCCGACACUGCUGACACCACGGUCACGCCCACGCACUGUGCCUAUGACAGGAUUGUGGUCGCUGGAACUCUGCUCCAACAUGCCGUUGUGCCCUCCUCAGCUGCUCCUUUUGACUUCCAAGCUGCAUAUGGACUCAGCAACCAGACUGCCCAAGCCAUCAGCGACCAUUACCCAGUGGAGGUGACACUGAAGAGGGCCUGACGAGAGCAGGUCCGGGGCCCUGGCGGGAGCCCCCCAGCUUCUGUGGCCACGCCUGGGCCUGCACCGCACACUGAAGAUGCCGGAUGAUCCCGCUGUCCUGGUCAGGUUCUGGGGACACAGUUCAGGGACCCAGGGCGAGCUCACUGAGCACAGGGCCAGCGCCCCUCCCUCCCCUCCUCUUCCCUCCCCACUGUCCCCCUGACCACUACACCAGCUUGAGGAAGGGGGCAGAAAGUAGGCUUUUUCUCACUGUACCUGCUUCUGUCAUAAGCAUAGGGUUGUUGUCAACAGAGUGACGUACUGACAGUAAGCACAUAAAGUCUAAUGCUUAGAUUAAGAAAUACUUUUUAAGUAAAUAAAGCUCAAAAGAGGG